CGGCAAGUAGAGAAAAAUAGUUAGCUAGGCUUGUCUUCUGAGAUAGUCGGGUGAGGGAGCGGUGCUACAUUAGAGGACAAAAAGAAGAAAUAUUUAAUAUUUGACUUUAUGUAUACAAAUCUAUAUAUGCUGUUCAAAUACUAUCAAAUAAAAAGUUAGAAAAAACGAAUUUCCUCCGCGCUCUAUUGCAUUAAAUGGAGGAGAAGAAGGAAGACGGGGACUCGGAGAUACAGGAACACGGACCAGAGCACUGGUUCUCAAAAUGGGAGCGGCAAUGUUUAGCCGAAGCCGAGCAGAUGGACCCCGGUGAGGAGGAGGCCGACAACGACCAGGAUAAACUAUGGCAUCUCUUCCAGAACUCCGCCACUGCCGUAGCCCAAUUAUACAAAGACAGGGUAUGCCACCAGCAGGGCCUGUCACUGUGGGUGCCAUUUCAGAAUGCUGCUACAGCAGUAACUAACCUUUACAAAGAGAGUGUGGAAGCCCAUCAGAGAAGUUGUGACCGAGGCAUCCAGAUAGGUCACCAGCGACGUAACAAGGAUAUGCUGGCUUGGGUGAAAAAGCGCAGAAGAACCAUCCGUAGGGAGGAUCUUAUCAGCUUUCUGUGUGGCAAAGCCCCACCACACAGAAGCAGCAGGACCAACUCUCGGCUGGCCAUGGUGGCCCCCAGCCGGGCUAAUUCCCCAGCUGAGACAGGCUCGUCUGUGGAGACGGACCUGCAGCCCUUCAGGGAGGCCAUAGCUCUGCAUGGUCUGAGUGGGGCCAUGGCGAGCAUCAGCGUGCGCUCCGGUGCUCCGGGCUCUCCAACACACGUCAGCGGGAGCAGCAGUAACACAGGGAGCGCGAGUGGAGGCAGUUCUUCUGGCUCUGGGCCGGUGUGCCGCAGCAGGCGUAAUGGGCUCCAAGACGUCGAUCUGAACACUUUCAUUACAGAAGAGAUGGCCAGACAUCUGGACUCUACCGGCUCUGCUACCGCCGGGGGAGGAGGAACCAGGAAACGUAACUCCACCCAGUGUAGUGACGUCAUUACAGACUCCCCUACGCACAAACGCAACAGGGUGAUCUGAUCUGUUGUCGGCCUGCCUGCCUGCGUGAGAAGGUUGGGAUGAAGUCUUCAAACCCAGGAUGGAUAUAGAGUUCCUAGCGUCUGGGCUGAAAAUGAAAGUGAGACCUGAAGCAUUUGUUCAUGAAUUGUGUUCCUUGUCUUCUUUCCCAACACUAAGUACAGAUCCACAAUCAGAGCAGUGUGUUUGUGUGUGUGAGAGAGAGAGAGCAUAACUAAGUGGGAAGUUUGGACUGCCUCACAGAUUCCUCAGACCAAGCUGCCCUGGAAAGGAGACAAAGAAGGAGGUCACUUACUAAUUCUGGGAUGUAGACAGUUCUCGAUGAGUGGAAAUACGCCGUGCUGUCCAACAAGCAAAAAGCCACUUAAUCUCCGACACGUGUGUGUUUGUGUGUGUACGUGCUCGCGCUUCCCUCCCCUCCCAGGCUGUCAUCCUCACCCAUCACCUUAAUAAGGAAGAGAGGGCCAUGAUCAAAUGUCGGACUCUGUGAAUUGAGUUGCUCGCCAAAAAAUGUUGGACCCAUGCUCGUCCAAGGCUCGCCUCCUGGUCAGACAACCUAUUUGUGUUUUCUGUUACUUCCUGUUGCCUGACAGUGGUGCAUCACAUUUGGGACAUUUGUGGCAUUGGUAGCCGGUUGCAUAUCUCUGUCUGUUAGGUGGAUGACAUCUAGCAGCUGGAUAUUAAUGUUUGGACAUUCAGACCAUGUUUUCAUCUUUCUGCCCUGCUUCAGUUGUGACUCGGUCUCCAGUCAUGUUUCUGUUUAACCACCAGUGUUAAGAUUAUAGGCUAAUUGCCACUCUUUGCAGCUGGAACAGCCAAGUUAAUUCUACACAAACUCUUUGCUCAGCUUUUUUUUUUUUUUAUGUUAGUUUGAUAAUGGAAAUUGUCUUGCGGUUUGUCCGACACACUUCUUUCUCUUUCCCUGCAUUUUAUCCUGAGAGCAGCUGCUCCUUUGUGUGUUUGGGUGACAAUUCUGAUGAGUUGCAGUAAUUAUUAAAUUUUUCGCACUUAGCCAUCUCCUCUAACUCAUGCAAGCAAAUCGGCUCUUCCAUCCCCCUCCCCCACAUAGUUGUUCUUUAACCCCAAGCAGGCCAGCUUGUGUUUAAGUGCUUUAAAAAAAAAAAAAAGAGUAAAACAUUUUAUUCCAGCCAAUGGCACGUUCGUGUGGCUAUCCCAGUGUGAGGAAAUUAUUUAAUUUAUUCUAAAUGUUGUAUUGGUGCACAUCAGGUGCUCUUAAGCUGGGCUUGUAUGUUGGAGCAUUUCAUGUCAACGGGAGUUUUGCAUAAAUAAAUCUAAUUGUCCGUCCCCCACCCCUUCAUAAUAAAUAAUAUUUCUGGGGCACGUUUCAUUCAUAAAAUGUUGGUUGUUUCUGUCCUUUCACGAUGGAUUACAGCAAACACUGAGGUCAAAUAAAUGAGUAUGUUUGACUAGUUGUGGUACAAUACAUGUGAACUGGUCUUAUGAAGGUUUUAAGUUAAUUAGAAGAUUGAAAGAAAAGACCCUGGUAGCCACACCUGUGAUCUGAUUAUCCCCAUAAAUAGAGAUGCACUAAUCAGUCUUUUUCUUAAAGUUUGUUUUCUUUAUUUCUAAUCAGCCGAUUUAGCUUUUUUUUUCCCUUUCUUUAAAGGACUAAAGCAAAAAUUAGAGUAAAAUGUGCUGCAUCUUUAAAUCUAGAAGAAAUGAAGUACUAGAACAUCCCCGUCUAUCCAUCAAAGCACAGAUCCCUAACCAUUAUCUUAUUUGUUUUUGUUAAACUCUUGAAAAAAUCUUGGAACGGUCCAUCGAGCGAAAAUUGGCUGGAAGUUUGGUGCAUCUCUAAUCGGAUCAUUCCAGGAAGCCUUUUGUUGGAAAAGAUGAACUGAACCAGGCGUAGCAUCCGUUCAUAAGUUAGUAGAAAGCUCUCUGGGAUUGAAAUGAUUUUCAUUUUGCUGACUUGAAAUGUCUCUCCUGCUUUCCUUCUGCCCCUCCUGUGAACUUGGUUCGCGCCAUUCAAUUUCUAUUUUUAUUUAUUUUUUUGUCCUUAAAGUUUUACUUAAAGCAUACACUGCUGUGCCAUUUUAGUCACUGAUUUCAUUGUGUUAAAUAUCGUCAUCUUUUAUAUUCGGCUGUUGGCUGAAGGAAAAACUGACUGAUUUGUCGAUUCUGUUAAAACGGGUGGAAAUGUAACAAACUUCCCAAAUUAUUUUGCGUGAAUUUAAUUUUUUUUUUUUUCAAAACAUUGCCAAUAAAAUUAAGUAUUGCUUGCUCAGGGCAGAUUGUAUGCAGAAAUCAAACAUUUCCCUGUGAUCUGCCCCAUUUUUCCAAACGUCCUACUACCCAAAUAUAGCAGUUCAGUCUGUCUUGAAUUUACAGAUUGUUCAAGGCAGAAAUACUGCACAGGAAUCUGAAGUAAUCCUGACCUGUCCACAUGCCCCUUGGUGAAAAUGUCUUCUUCAUGCUGAGCCUGCUGUUAAGUAUAUUAACACUUCCAUUUUGGUGUUGUUUGGAUGUCUGCCUUAAACAAACUUCAAUGUUUGGCUGUAAACCUUCUGUUCUUUUUAUGACAUGUUGGUGAUGUCUUAGCAGGUGGUGGGGAAAAAAAUUAAACCUGGUCAUUUGAGAUUGUUCUGCUCCCUAAAGUUUAACUACAUUACCCAGAAUUCAGGUUGUUUCUCCAAACUCCUGUUCGGGUUACCACUCACGGCCUGUUAGCUAGCUUUGGUUUGUUUCCAGUUCACAUUUUCUUUUGUUCCUUUCCUCAGUCGGUCAUGGUCUUCAUCACCUUCAUCCGACUGACUCCGUGCCACAUGAUGUCUUCAGAGCCAAAACUAUGAUCAGCUGUUUCUGGAUACUUAUUUGUCUAAAAUAGGAUAAAUGGCUAAUCUAUAUACUUAAGUAUUUGUUGGUAUGAUUAUAUGUGGUUCACUUUGCAAAAUAAAUAAAACAGUUCAGUUGAAA
Messenger RNA from Girardinichthys multiradiatus, 4001 nucleotides. Its product is annotated as telomere attrition and p53 response 1 protein-like. The coding region runs from base 195 to 1067 and encodes 290 amino acids. Lineage: Eukaryota; Metazoa; Chordata; Actinopteri; Cyprinodontiformes; Goodeidae. The transcript has 5 exons. The record is from RefSeq and is a predicted model, not a curated record.